Messenger RNA from Dromaius novaehollandiae (emu), 9023 nucleotides. It is a transcript of the gene MIB1, whose product is annotated as MIB E3 ubiquitin protein ligase 1. Gene Ontology annotation, biological process: endocytosis; protein ubiquitination; Notch signaling pathway. The transcript is spliced from 21 exons. Gene Ontology annotation, cellular component: cytoplasm. The record is from RefSeq and is a predicted model, not a curated record. Gene Ontology annotation, molecular function: zinc ion binding; ubiquitin-protein transferase activity; protein binding. Bases 463 to 3483 code for a protein of 1006 amino acids. Lineage: Eukaryota; Metazoa; Chordata; Aves; Casuariiformes; Dromaiidae.
GCGGAGCGGCGGGGGCACGCGCAUGCGCGCCGCGGCCGGCGAGGGGCGCUGGGCUCUGCUUGCGUCCGCCGGUCUCCCUGGAGCCGCCGCCGCCGUUGCAGUCGCAGUGCCCGGAUGUAGCGGCGGGGCUGGCGGGAGCGCGAGCGGGCGCCGCGGAGAGCCAGGCGGGGCGGGGCGGGGCGGGGGAGUGAGUAGGGAGAGAGGAGGUGACGCGGGCGUUGGGCUCCGGCCCGCCGGCUCCCGCCGCCGCCCAGCCGCAUCCCCCGGCCCGGCAGAAGGCUCCCUCCCUCCCUCCGCUGCUCCCCGCCGCCUCCCCGGCCCCUUUGCCGCCGCGGCCCCUGCGCCCCGCUUUCUGCCGGCGCGCCGGAGGCAGCCGCCCCCAUCGGGGUCCCCCUUCGCCGCCUGCGGGCUUCGCUCCCCCUGCAGCCGCCGCGGGGCCCGGGCCUGCGGGGCGUCGCCGGGAUGAGCAGCUCGCGGAACAACCGAGUGAUGGUGGAGGGAGUGGGUGCGCGGGUGGUCCGGGGCCCCGACUGGAAGUGGGGGAAGCAGGAUGGCGGCGAGGGCCAUGUGGGCACCGUGCGCAGCUUCGAGAGCCCCGAGGAGGUGGUCGUCGUCUGGGACAACGGCACCGCCGCCAACUACCGCUGCUCCGGGGCCUACGACCUCCGCAUCCUCGACAGUGCACCCACGGGUAUCAAGCAUGAUGGAACUAUGUGUGACACUUGUCGACAGCAACCAAUCAUUGGUAUACGAUGGAAAUGUGCUGAAUGCACAAAUUAUGACUUGUGCACAGUUUGUUAUCAUGGGGACAAACAUCACUUGAGGCAUCGUUUUUAUAGAAUUACCACACCAGGAAGUGAAAGGGUGUUGCUAGAGUCUCGCCGUAAAUCAAAGAAAAUUACAGCAAGAGGAAUCUUUGCAGGUGCCAGGGUGGUACGAGGAGUUGAUUGGCAAUGGGAAGAUCAAGAUGGUGGCAAUGGACGUAGGGGAAAGGUAACUGAAAUCCAGGACUGGAGUGCAUCAAGUCCACAUAGUGCAGCAUAUGUUCUUUGGGACAAUGGUGCUAAAAACCUUUACAGAGUUGGCUUUGAGGGCAUGUCUGACCUGAAAUGUGUUCAAGAUGCAAAAGGAGGCUCUUUCUACAGGGACCAUUGUCCUGUGUUAGGUGAGCAAAAUGGUAACAGAAAUCCUGGUGGUCUGCAAAUUGGUGACCUUGUAAAUAUUGACCUUGAUUUAGAAAUUGUACAGUCUUUGCAGCAUGGUCAUGGAGGAUGGACUGAUGGCAUGUUUGAAACCUUAACAACAACUGGAACAGUUUGUGGCAUUGAUGAGGAUCAUGACAUAGUAGUACAGUAUCCAAGUGGCAACAGGUGGACGUUUAACCCAGCUGUUCUCACCAAAGCCAAUGUUGUCCGAAGCGGAGAUGCUGCUCAAGGUGCAGAAGGAGGUACCUCUCAAUUUCAAGUGGGUGACCUUGUUCAAGUAUGUUAUGACUUGGAGCGCAUCAAGCUUCUUCAGAGAGGUCAUGGAGAGUGGGCUGAAGCAAUGCUUCCUACUUUAGGUAAAGUUGGUCGGGUCCAGCAGAUCUAUUCAGACAGUGACUUAAAGGUAGAGGUUUGUGGGACAUCUUGGACAUACAACCCAGCAGCUGUCUCAAAGGUGGCAUCAGCAGGAUCUGCUAUAAGUAAUGCAUCUGGUGAGAGAUUGUCUCAGCUAUUGAAGAAAUUAUUUGAAACCCAAGAAUCUGGAGAUCUUAAUGAAGAAUUAGUUAAAGCUGCUGCCAAUGGAGAUGUUGCUAAAGUGGAAGACCUGCUAAAGCGACCAGAUGUGGAUGUGAAUGGACAAUGUGCUGGACACACAGCUAUGCAAGCAGCUAGUCAGAACGGCCAUGUUGACAUUUUGAAGUUGCUUCUGAAACAGAAUGUGGAUGUAGAAGCAGAGGACAAAGAUGGAGACAGGGCAGUUCAUCACGCAGCUUUCGGUGAUGAGGGUGCUGUGAUAGAGGUUUUGCACAGAGGCAGUGCAGAUUUAAAUGCUCGCAACAAACGCAGGCAGACUCCACUUCAUAUUGCUGUCAACAAAGGUCAUCUGCAAGUUGUGAAGACUUUACUGGACUUUGGCUGCCACCCUAGUCUCCAGGAUUCUGAAGGUGACACUCCACUCCAUGAUGCAAUAAGUAAAAAGCGUGAUGACAUCCUUGCUGUAUUGUUAGAAGCUGGAGCCGAUGUUACUAUCACCAACAAUAAUGGAUUUAAUGCUCUUCACCAUGCUGCACUAAGAGGAAAUCCUAGUGCAAUGCGUGUGUUGCUGUCCAAGUUACCACGACCAUGGAUUGUUGAUGAGAAAAAAGAUGAUGGUUAUACUGCCUUGCAUCUAGCAGCCCUCAAUAAUCACGUGGAAGUGGCUGAACUUUUGGUGCAUCAGGGCAAUGCUAACCUGGAUAUCCAGAAUGUUAACCAGCAGACUGCUCUGCACCUUGCCGUUGAACGACAGCAUACGCAAAUAGUUAGGCUCCUAGUCCGUGCAGGUGCUAAACUGGAUAUUCAGGAUAAAGAUGGGGACACUCCCCUGCAUGAAGCCCUGAGACACCACACGCUGUCGCAGCUCCGCCAACUCCAAGACAUGCAAGAUGUGGGCAAGGUAGAUACUGCUUGGGAGCCAUCAAAGAACACAUUGAUAAUGGGACUUGGCACUCAGGGAGCAGAGAAGAAGAGUGCAGCAUCUAUUGCCUGCUUCCUGGCAGCCAACGGAGCUGACCUCAGUAUUCGUAAUAAGAAGGGUCAGUCUCCUCUUGAUCUCUGCCCUGAUCCUAGCCUCUGCAAAGCAUUGGCUAAAUGUCACAAAGAAAAAGUCAGUGGUCAAGUUGGUUCCCGAAGUCCAUCUAUGAUCAACAAUGAUUCUGAAACCUUAGAAGAAUGUAUGGUGUGUUCAGACAUGAAGAGAGAUACUCUGUUUGGCCCGUGUGGACAUAUUGCCACCUGUUCCCUGUGCUCCCCACGGGUGAAAAAAUGCCUCAUCUGUAAAGAACAAGUUCAGUCUAGAACAAAGAUUGAAGAAUGUGUAGUGUGUUCAGACAAAAAGGCAGCAGUACUCUUCCAACCUUGUGGCCAUAUGUGUGCUUGUGAGAAUUGUGCAAGCUUGAUGAAAAAGUGUGUGCAGUGUCGGGCGGUGGUGGAGCGGAGAGUGCCUUUCAUAAUGUGCUGCGGAGGGAAAGGUACAGAAGAUACCACUGAUGAUAUUUCGAGCGGAAACAUUCCGGUUUUACAGAAGGACAAAGACAACACCAAUGUCAAUGCAGAUGUACAGAAGCUGCAGCAACAGUUACAAGACAUCAAAGAACAGACUAUGUGUCCUGUCUGUUUGGACCGUCUGAAGAAUAUGAUCUUUCUCUGUGGCCAUGGAACAUGUCAACUUUGUGGAGACCGAAUGAGUGAAUGCCCUAUAUGCCGCAAGGCAAUUGAACGAAGGAUUCUUUUGUAUUAAGUAGUGGAACUGUUGUCAUUUAUUAGUUUAUUAAAAAAUAAGGACAUUUUGAUGAUUUUAAAUCUCUGUAAGCUUGAAAGGCAGUAAAUGGUUCUAAUGAAAACAUUUCUAAUACUGUAGCACAGGUUCACUACAUGGUAAUUGUUUAAACACUGUGGACACACCAAAUAAGAGAACAGUAUUUGGAUAGUCAGUUUUAGCUUUAUUCUUAAAAGAUAUCUAAGCUUAAAGCUAACAUAAAGCAGUCAUUUUUUAUUUUCUUUCUGUUGUCCUCAAAGUGUAAAGGGACAAUCGUGUUUUGGUUUCUUUCGUGUUUUUUUCAAUGUAUGUAUCAGUCAGGUGUGAGUGGUAUGGAUUUUUUUUUUAAUAUUGUCAGUUACUAUCAAAUAUAAAUAUUUAGGGUUUUUUAUUUUAAGCCUCUUUGGAGAAUGUUCAAAUGUCCUGUGACAGUUAUGGUUCACAAUAAUUUUUAUCUUAAGAUAUAAAAUAAAGCAAAAUCAGUACAAAGUGUACACAUUGUAGUAAUAAAUAUCAUACUAUUCCUGUAAGAACAAACCUCGAAACGUAAUGUUAAAGUAAUUCUAACAUUAAUGUGCCCUUUGUUGCUAUGAUGAAUCAAGAAGAAGAGAUUAGUAGAAAGAGACAAAUUUGACUCUAGAAAUACUAUGUUCGUAAAACUGCACUUCAUAGUCUAACAGGUUCAAGCUAACUUAAAUAGUGAACAUCUUAAUUCUGCUAGACACAUAACUUUGUAUGGAAUGGUUUUUACCUUGAUUGCAAAGGAAAACAUUUGAGCAAUGGGUCAGUUAUCUGUUUCACAUAAGUGAAUUUGAUCAGUUUUAGGGGAACAAAUAUAUAUGCAGGUCCAUAUAAAAAUUCUGGGUUUAUGAGUUAGAAGAACUGGUGAGGAAGUUUGCAAAAGUUAAACUUCAAAAUCAGGCUUUUAACACACAUAUAUAUUACUUUCCUCUUUUAAAUCAGUUUUGUUGUCUUGAGGCAAACAGUAUCAGCAGCAAAGGAGAAGAUUUAAUAUUGCUUAUUUGUCUAAGUUGGGUGUUAACACCAAAACUUAGCUGGGAAUGUUAAUAGGUAAUGUAAAUCAAGAUACUGUUGACAGAGUGGGGAAUUUUGUGAACCAUGCCUAGGUGAGAUGGAGUUGGCUGGGGGAUUAGCUAUCGCUAGUGUGCCAUACAGAGGUAUUCUUGACUCCGAGAGUGCCACUGGUAGGAACUGCAAAUCAUUAACAUUUUGAUAACAAAUAGCCCUUCCAGCUUUUUGGAUGGAAGACAGUAUGCUGAUUUGAGGUUCUCUGGUAGCUAGUAGGAGUAUGUGUUUACUCUUAAGUGAUUCAGCAGUUUACUGAGUGCAUAUUUUAUGUAGCCCUUUGCCAUCUUGCAGACCUCAUUUGGGUAUGUUCUUGCAAAAACAGUAAUGAUGUGUACACUGGCGUCACUUAGAUGCCCUACAUACAGCUAAGAAUAAUUUCUCAUUUAAUUCCCAUUAGAUGUGUCAAAAGCAUGGCAGAAGGGAUAGCUCAGGGGAAGAUCCAGGUAAGGAUAAAGGGAUAAAACUGAUCUCUUGGGAAAAUCGAUCUGCCUUUUUAAGUUUGUGCGGAUUUGCUUGAGUUUUGCAAACCGUGGCAAAAGUCUCAGAAGAAUGUUACCAGUAAACUUUAAAGAUACGUGAACUUUUUUUACCAGUAAUCUUGAAACACUUCACAGUGUUUUUCAUGAAACUACCACACUGAUUUGGAAAACCAGUCUGUACAAUGGCUGUUAACAAGACAGGCUGAUACACCUUGCUAUAGCCGUCUUUAAUCCUGAUGCAGAUUUGCAAAUGUUCAUCAUUCUUUUCACUAAUUUUUCCCUGGACACAAUCUUGAUCUGGAGUCAGUACACUGUUUUGUAUUCUAGUAGUCAUCUGUUCUCAGAUAUUCCUUGUUCCUGCCUUUUUGGCCAAACCAAAUAGUUCUUCCCUUUCUUGCUUCUUUGUUCCCUAUUCUUAAAUAUCAAGACUCUCAAGUAACUUUGAUGGAAAACUUCUGGUAAUAAGGCUUUUUUCUAUUCAGCAUUUCCUUAUCUCCAGUUAAGCUCUGAGUGCAUAUAAUGUAUUCACUACAUUUUUUCUUUUGGCUAAUAUGCAUGUCACUAACCCUGACUUCUGCAGCUUGUAUUUGGCAGCUGAACAGUCUACAGUGCACUUCAUAGUUUCCUGUCAGUCUUCCUUCAAAAAUAAUUUUCUAAUAGGACACUUGUUCCAUCCAUUCUGAGUUUUAUUCUGUAAUAUAUCCAAUCUGUAGUUCAGUUUUCUCUAACUUUGGUAGACAGAUUUUGAAUAUUGUUUCCUAUUUAUUCUUCGAGGGACCUCUAUAAAAUCAGCACAAAGGACAAACAGGAUGGAUUUCUUCUUGAUAAUAAAGCUCAAAAUUGGAAUCUUAUUAUAGCAGCUGAUAUUUUCCUAAUUCUUUUUCACUGGAACAAACCAGAAUUACUCAGAAGUAAUUCAAACUUACAUUAGUUGAAUAAUUCACUUGAGCAAAAAGUGAUCUAAAGCAUCCUGGGCGGGAAACUGGAGUUGAGUGUUAAAUACUCCUUAUCUGCAAGAGGCCCAAAUUUAGUGUAGACAGGUAAGUGCUUAUGUUCUCCAGCAGAGAAACUAUAAGUUACUUUAUAACACUGUUAAUCCCUGGAGACCAUCCCAGUCCUUUAGAAAUACAGACAAUGACUGAAAGUAUUGCUGUAAGAGCAGUUGUAGUCUUUUAUGCUAUGGUCACACCAGAUGUGUGGGACUACACAGAAAUUUGUAAUUGGCCUCAUUGGACAAUGUCAUGUGCAAUUCGAAAUUAAAAUACAUCAGUGUCAGGAAUUUAAUUUGAUGCUAUCGUGAUAUCAAGAGAAAGAGCUGAAUUAGAAAAACUAAGCACAUUAGAAAAUGUGCUUAAAGUGUUAAUGUAGGCCUCUUAUUAACAGGUGAAAGAGAUGUAUUGGGAAGGCUAUGCAGUGCUUUCCUUUCAAAAGAUUUAAUGAAGAAAAAUGUUUGCAAAUCCAGUAUUGCUUUUGGAAGUAGAUCUUUAGAUUCAUAUACUGUCUUUGGAUUCAGGGUGAGCUAGUGUUGCUGAGGAAGGUAGUAAGUUCAUUCAAGCAAUUUAGUAGCCAGUUUGCUGUCUAGUAUCAUUUGUGCAGUGUGCACAGAGUGCAGAUGUUUAUUGGAUAACACUUAAUCAGGAGAAUGAAAAACGGAAGCUCAGAUUGGAAGCCAAGAGCAGUGGCAGCAAGUAGGAGAGUUGGCAUAUGUCAUUGUGCACCAAUCUUCAGCAGAAGAUGGAAGUGUAAAUCUGAUUAUUUUGGAGCGAAGUGGAAAUGAGAAAAGAAAAAAUGAGUAAGUAGGCAUUUCACUUUAACAUACUGUAAAGUUAAAGAAUUGAAACCUUUGUUUUUUGAGUCCCCCAAUAUUUAAUAGCAGUUUUGAAAUUAAAUUGGAUGAAAUACCUCAACUUGUUUCUUGAAACAAUCAAGAAGAUACCUAAUGUAUAUUGCUCAGAUGUAAGGUAUGCUGAGAUGUUAAGCAUUUUUCAUUUCUUAAGUCAGUAAAAGAUACAGAUGGUCACAUCAGUAUACAGUGGUUAAGAUGAUAACCUAAGAGACUAACAAAAUAUGCUAAAUAGUUGUAACUUGUUAACUUUUCUAGGAAAUGUAUUUGAUUUCCUCCCCCCUCGCCAAGCUUGCUCCAUAGCACCUGCUAUACACUAAGCUCCAGUAGGACUCAUGGCACUUUUUGAAGUUUGGGCCAGUUACCUAUUUCCCAUUUGUUGAAAUACCGUGUACUUGCAUGUUAGGGUUUGGUGGGAUCCCAUUUCACUGAAGUGGAUACUGAAAAAUUAGACCAGCAAGAGAAUAAAGAAAAGUUACUUUGUAAAUGCGAAUGUUUCAUUAGAAGCUAAUGCUCUUAACUUGGACUGAGUGAAGUUACAGCAGAAUUUCGCGAGUACUUGUGCCUUGUCAGCAUAGACUUACAAUCGGUAUGUUAGCUUGUUUUAAAGAUAUAUGAAACAAUACUUUACAAAUCUAAUUUGAUUAAGUAGUUAUUGUGUAGAUAUUUUCUAGAGAUAAAGCUUUAUGUAUGUCUACUUAUUUUUAGCAGUAUUAUUCGCAGUUUAUAUAGACAUGAAAUUGUUUGAAGAGAUUGCUUUAAGCUAAUGAUCUCUCUAAGCUUCCUCUACAGUACUGCAGAUUAAAUGUCAGAAACUUAAUUUUGCUCUUCAACUAGUGGCCAUAAACUGAAGAGCCUGUCCUGUUCUUCGUGCUGCAUGUGCCAGAUUCAGAUUUUCACUUAAAAAAUCACUACAGUGUAACUUUCAGUAAUGCUACCUCCUUUCUGUCAAAGUAUUGAAUUAUACUCCAGUUCCUUGUCUUUGGGAAGGGAUGGGGGAACAUUUCAGUUUUGUUUUGCUGCAUCAGUUUUUGUGCCUGAAUACAUUCUGAAGAGUUUUUACUGACUGUAUAAAUUACAUACAAUAGACGUUUGUAAUUUGCCACCAUGUACGUUAUGUAUUGUUCUUGCGUCCAUUGCUGGAGUUCAUACUGUUGUCUUUUUAUCUCUUCCAUAACUUGUUUUUGUUGACAAAGCAAAACUGUCAUCCACGGAAGUUUUAGUGUGUGCCAUUUCCAUAGCUAAGCCUGUGGUAAAUAUGAAAGUUCUGACUCAGGGCUUUUUAACAACUUAAACACAUUCACAGUAUUCUUCAGCACAUCUUGAAGAAUAUUAGACAUGUAAUGACUGUACAGUGCCUUGAUAGAACUAUUGUAUAGGCAGUAGCCAUAGUCUUUACAGAAUGCAAGUAUCUUUUGAAUUCAGCUAAUGAGCUUGUUAGUAUAUCUGUAAUACCUUGCCAGAUACAUACAUACUUUUAUUUCUGUAAAGGAUAAUUAGCAAAUUUAGCUUUUGUUAAGCUUUUUGUAAGUUGUGUUUGAUUUUUACACCAAUCAUGGGGGUCUGAGGGGCAUAGUAUUCAAAUUACAGAAGCAGCAUCUGUGGGAAAGUAAGUUGAUAAAAUGUUCUGUAUAUGACAUUUUCAGUGUGAAGGGAGAUGAUAUUUUAUAAACAACUGCCAUUUUAAAACUGCUUUAUUCUGGCCUAGUAAGUCUUUUAUAGGAAAGAAAAAAUAACAGCAAAUCUGUACGUUUGCAUGCCAUUUCAUAAUUAUGAAUAUUUGUCUCAUUUUGAGCUUCUAGGAAGUACUUUCUUUGUCCCAAGCUUAGUGUCUUUAUGAAUGCAAAAUAUUCGUAUUAGAAAGUAGGUUUUAGUGAACCACAACGACAUUUUUGCUUCUGUUAAAAGCAACUUUGUAUUUUUAGAAAAUUGUAGAUUUUGACAUGACUGUUUUUUGGAGAAUUUAAGGUUAUCUGUGUGAGUGUAGUGGAUUUCUGUAUGCAGAUAGCAUUACAUAAUUGCUUUCAUUAAAACUGCUUAGCAAGGUCUAAGCUUUUCGAAAAAAAUGCUGAUGUACUGUAUGGUUAAUAAAACUUAUUAUAUAAGAUGUA